Molecule: messenger RNA, 4965 nt
Organism: Lodderomyces parapsilosis
Lineage: Eukaryota; Fungi; Ascomycota; Pichiomycetes; Serinales; Debaryomycetaceae
Exons: 1
Coding region: 1-4965 (1654 amino acids)
Biological process (GO): transmembrane transport
Cellular component (GO): fungal-type vacuole; fungal-type vacuole membrane
Molecular function (GO): ATP hydrolysis activity; ABC-type peptide transporter activity; ATP binding
Source: RefSeq, a predicted model, not a curated record
AUGUUGCAUCAGCUGUCACGUAAUGGCACUAGCAGUUGUGAAUUCUGGGAUUACGACGACAUCACCAAAUGUGCUAGACUAAGAUUGGACUAUUACCCACCACUACUAUUGACUAUUGUGUCGUUUGCUAUACUAUUCGUAAAAUCCCUUAUAUCAUAUAAUAAGAAAAGACGAGGGGGUCAAAUCAAGUUACCCGAUGAUUCCCGUCCACUUUUGACAACUACCGAUAACUAUGGAGCUACAAACAUAUCCACAACUGAUGAUCAAAAACUCACUAAGGAGGAUUUAAAAGCUUUGCAUUUUGACCUUGCUCGAUUACCAGAUACCAAUAUUGAUGGAAGUCCACAUGGUUACAUUAAGGAGGUUUUCAAAAAUACGAGUGAAAGAUUAAGGGUUUCCGUUGAGUAUGUAUUGGUGAUACUAUCAUUGGGAUUACACUUGUCUCCCUUGGUCAACCGAAAAUUGGGCAAAGAGUUCAGAAACACUCAUGUUGUGCUUGCCCAACUCAUUUUUUGGGUGUACUUGUUCAUCAUUGUAACAAUUAGAGUCAUUAAUAUGAAAAGAGUUGCCAUUAGAUUACCAAAUUUGUGGAUACAUACUACAGCACUCUAUUUUUUCAAUAUAUUCCCAGCAUUAUUGACCUUCAGAUCAGCCUUGAUUACAACAACAUUAAACAAAACCGGUUGUGAAUACUAUAUUUUCCAAUUUGUUAUCGCUGCUUUAUUAUUGGCAUUAAACUUGACUGCUACCGUCGGUGACAAACCUUCUCAAUUGUACAUUGUUCCUGGUGUCGAGCCAAAUCCUGAAAACAUCUCAAGUAUUGCAUCAUUUAUCUCCUAUAGUUGGUUGGACAAAAUGGUAUGGAGUGCUUACAAACAGCCUUUAAAACUUCGUGAUAUUUGGGGGUUACGAGAGGAUGAUUAUGCUUUAUAUGUAUUAAAAGGAUUUGAAGCGUCGAAAACUACCUUGAGGUUCACUUACAAGAUUUUUUUCCAUUUCAAAUAUCUUUUCGCGAUUCAAGCCUUUUGGGCAAUUGUCGAAUCCAUGCUUGUUUUUGGCCCAUCAGUAUUGUUGAAAAAAGUGUUGGAGUAUGUUGCUGACCCAGACUCAAUUUCAGCAAACUUGGCUUGGACUUUUGUAUUUAUGAUGCCCAUUGUUAAAAUCUUGGAUUCCAUUUGUUCUGAUUUUUCAUUGUUUCUUGGUACAAGAGUCAGUGUCAGAAUGAAGGCAGUUAUAAUUGGAGAAGUUUAUGCCAAAGCCUUAAGGAGAAAAAUAACUGUUACUGAAACUACUUCCGAAGAUACGUCUGUUGAUGUCAAGAAAACGUCAACGAAUGAAGACAGUGGCGACGGAAAGGAGUCAAAAACUACGUCUGAGCUGGGCACAAUCAUCAAUCUUAUGGCAAUCGAUGCAUUUAAAGUAUCAGAGAUUUGUGGAUACUUGCAUUCCCUUGUUGGUGCAAUUUUGAUGAUCAUCUUUUGUACGGCUUUGUUGUACAACUUGCUUGGUUGGAGUGCCCUUGUUGGUUCCAUGGCAAUCGUGGUGUUGUUACCAGUAAAUUACCAGUUUGCUCAAUGGUUAGGAAAAAUACAGAAGCAAUUGUUGGGUGUUGCUGAUAAGAGGAUCGAAAUAUUGAAUGAAACGUUUCAAAGCAUCAGAAUUAUCAAGUUUUUUGCUUGGGAGGACAAAUUCUUCCAAAGCGCAAUGGAUGUGAGAAAUGAGGAAUUAAAGUAUUUAAUAUAUAGACCUGCCGUUUGGUGUGCUGGAUCAUUUGUAUGGUUUAUCACUCCCACUUUGAUUACAUUACUUUCAUUCUAUUGUUACACGAUCAUCGAGGGUAACACGUUAACCGCACCAGUUGCAUUUACUGCGUUGUCAUUGUUUACCUUGUUAAGGUCACCAUUGGACCAAUUGGCCGAUAUGACAUCGUUUGUUAUCCAAUCCAAAGUGUCGUUGGAUAGAGUUGCUGAUUUCUUGGAUGAGGCUGAAACAUCAAAGUACGAUCAGUUGGCUCAAGAAAAGGGACCCAACUCUCCGGAAAUUGGAUUUGAAAAAGCCACAUUGUCAUGGAACGCACUGUCAAAAUCUGAUUUCAAAUUGCGGGAUUUGAAUAUAACUUUCAAGCCUGGCAAAUUGAAUGUGAUUAUUGGCCCAACGGGUGCAGGUAAAACUUCGUUACUUUUGGCUCUUCUUGGUGAAAUGGAUUUACUUGGCGGUAAAGUAUUUUUGCCUGGUAUUAUUCCCCGUGAUGAUGUGAUCCCUGAUGAGAAUGGAUUGACCGAAUCAGUAGCUUAUUGUUCGCAAUCAGCUUGGUUAUUGAAUGACACGAUCAGAGGAAAUAUCACAUUCGGUUCCCCGCUAAGCCAAAAACGUUAUGAUGAAGUCAUUGAAGCUUGUGGAUUGACACGGGACUUGCAAAUCUUGAGUGCUGGUGACCAAACUGAAGUUGGUGAAAAGGGAAUCACUUUGUCUGGUGGACAAAAACAAAGAGUUUCUCUUGCAAGAGCUUUGUACUCUAACUCUAGGCAUUUGCUUCUUGAUGAUUGUUUGUCGGCAGUUGAUUCACAUACUGCUCUAUGGAUUUACGAAAAUUGUAUCACUGGACCUUUGAUGCAAGGGAGAACGUGUAUAUUGGUAUCGCAUAAUGUUGCAUUGACUGCUCAACAUGCUGAAUGGAUUGUCGUUAUGGAGAAUGGUAGAGUCAAGAAUCAAGGUACGACUGAAGUUUUAUUGGAAUCGGGUGAUUUAGGUGAUGAUGAAUUGGUAAAAUCAUCAGUCUUGAACUCUAGAACGCAGUCUUCUCAGAACUUGCAAUUGCUUGAUGAUAAGAAUGCUGAAAUGAAGGCCAAAGCUGCCACGAUUGAACAAAAAUUGAAAAAGCUAAAGAGUAGCGAGGAUGCAGAUGAGGAAGGGCCAUUGAUUAAAACCGAUGGUAAAUUGGUUGACGAAGAGAAUAAAGCUGAAGGUGUGGUUAGCUCCAAGGUUUACCUCGAUUAUGCCAAAGUGUUGGGUGAGUGGAAAGUGUGGACUGCAAUUUUCGUUACUUCAAUUGCAUCUCAAAUUGUGUACAUGUAUCAAUCAUGGUGGUUGCGAACCUGGUCGAUUCAUAGUGAAAAUGACACAGCAUUGAAGUCAGCAAUUACAUCAAUGGGACAAGUUAUUGAGAGCUUUCAUUUAGCUCAAUUACUGGGAGUGCGCAAUUUCAUUGGUGCUGUUAAAUACGUGCAAUUCUCUGCCAACAUGGUUGAUCAAGUCGCUGAACAACAUUCAACAUUGUAUUACAUUACAAUUUACGGGAUUAUUGGAUUUGCCUAUGGUUUCACCGCAUGUGUGAGAAUUUUGGUAAUAAACUUUUCUGGUAUUCGUGCAUCGAAUCGAAUUUUCAAAAGAGUGUUGUUGACAAUUCUUCAUGCAAAAUUGAGAUUCUUUGACAAGACGCCGUUAGGCCGUAUCAUGAAUAGGUUUUCCAAGGAUGUUGAAUUGGUUGAUCAAGAAAUGACACCAUAUGCUGAAGGUGCUUUCAUUUGUGUUGUUCAAUGUAUUUCAAUCUUAAUUUUGAUUACAUUCAUUACUCCAGGGUUUCUUGUUUUUGCAUUUGUUAUUGCAUUCUUGUACUACUUGGUGGGAUUUUUCUAUUUGAAUUUAUCCAGAGAGUUGAAAAGAUAUGAAUCCAUUACCAAGUCCCCUAUUCAUCAGCAUUUUUCCGAAUCCUUGACUGGUGUUGCAACAAUCAGAGCGUAUGGGGUUGAAUCGCGUUUCAUGAAGCAAAACUUACAAGCAAUUGAUAAUAACAAUAGACCGUUUUUCUAUUUGUGGGUUGCUAAUAGAUGGCUUUCCUUUAGAAUCGAUGUCGUUGGUUCAUUGGUGAUGUUCUUUGCAGGUAUUUUUGUGUUGUUGUCAAUUGGCAAAAUUGAUGCUGGUUUAGCUGGGUUAUCGUUAUCGUAUGCAAUUGCAUUCAGUGAAAGUGCCCUUUGGGUUGUUCGUCUUUAUGCAAACGUUGAAAUGAAUAUGAAUUCUGUCGAAAGAUUGCAAGAGUACCUUGAAGUUGAACAAGAACCUCCUUAUGAAGUGAAAGAAACCGAACCACCAACAAAUUGGCCGGAAAAGGGACAAAUUUCGGUCAAUGACGUUUCAUUGAGAUAUUCUCCUGAUUUGCCUCGUGUGAUCAAGAAUGUCACGUUUGAUAUUGAGCCCUGUAACAAGGUUGGAAUUGUUGGAAGAACUGGGGCUGGUAAAUCCACCAUUAUUACUGCAUUUUUUCGAUUCUUGGACCCUGAAAGUGGUUCGAUUAAGAUUGAUGGUGUUGAUAUCACUAAAAUAGGAUUGAGAAAUUUGCGUCAAGCAAUCACGAUUAUUCCACAAGACCCCACUUUAUUCGCGGGAACAAUAAGAUCCAACUUGGACCCCUUUGAACAAUACACGGACGCCGAUAUCUUUGCUGCUUUGAAACGAGUCAAUUUGAUCAAUUCCAACGAGCAAACAGCAUCAUCAUCAUCAGCAGCAGCAGCAGCAGCAACCAUGGCAGUUGCUGAAGAGAAUCAGAACAAAUUUCAUGAUUUGGAGAAUCCAAUUACUGAAGGUGGAGGGAACUUAUCGCAAGGAGAACGUCAAUUAGUUUGUCUUGCUCGAUCAUUGCUCAAAAACCCCAAAAUCAUUUUACUUGACGAAGCUACGAGCUCGAUUGAUUAUAAAUCUGAUGCAUUAAUCCAAAAGACAAUUCGUGAUGAAUUUGGAUCAAGUACGAUCCUAACCAUUGCUCAUCGGUUGAGAACAAUCAUUGAUUACGAUAAAAUCUUGGUUAUGGAUGCCGGUAAAGUUGUUGAAUACGACAAUCCAUACGUCUUGAUUUCUAACCAAGACUCGUUAUUUUAUUCAAUGUGUGAGAAUAGUGGUGAGCUCAAUAGUUUGAUUGCGUUGGCAAAGGAGUCAUAUGUGAAGAAGAAGAAUCAGAGGCACCCAAAGUAA